AUGGUUUUUGUGGAUCGCAUUGACAGCCGAGGCUGUUUGAUAUAUGAGAGGACAUUUGCUGGCCGAGGCAGCCUGUCUCCGUUCCGCCAUGAGCAAGGCAGUCACAUAGAGUGCACUGGUGAUGAUGACCGGCGGAGAAGUGCAAACUUGUUUAAAGCGUUAGCUUACCUGGAGCACGCGGUGGAUGUUACGGGUCUGCCGCUGACCUGCUUCUGUGUGGUGUGCCACACAGUCACGGACAGAUCAGCUGAAUAUUUAAGACGAUACAAAUGCGACGGUUGGUAUGGAGAGUCACGAUGUGGGCGUCUGCACAGCAGCGAGGGAUUACCUGUUCUAAAUUCUCUGCGUUUGUUUGGUGUUCCUUUGUUAAGGAAGAAACAUCGAGAAGGGGGAGGGGUAGGGUUGCUGGUACAGGAAGAAGCUGAGGAUGAUGGCAAUCGGACUGCAACAACAUUUACCCAGCCUGGAUGGCAAAUAGCCCUUUGGGCUAUCACUUAUUUUUUCAUAGUUACUACAUCAGUUAUUGGCAAUGUGACUGUCAUCUGGAUUAUGGUAGCACGCAAAAAAAUGAGGAGUGUUACCAAUUAUUUUAUUGUUAAUUUGGCUCUUUCUGAUCUACUUAUAGCUGCUUUCAAUAUACUUUUCAAUUUUAUUUAUGCCAGCCACAACGUCUGGUAUUUUGGCAAGGAAUUCUGCAGGUUUCAGAACUUUUUCCCCAUAACUGUAAUGUUUGUGAGUAUUUAUUCCAUGACUGCAAUUGCUGCUGACAGGUACAUGGCUAUAAUUUAUCCCUUUAAGCCCAAACUUUCUGCUGUGAGCACCAAAGUAAUUAUAGGAAUAAUAUGGUUGGUGGCUUUUGGACUUGCCUUCCUGCAGUGCUUUUAUAAUGAGAUCAUGAUUGAUAAUGGAAUGACUAAAUGUAUUGUUGCCUGGCCAGAUGAUGUUGAACGGAAGCAUCAGCUCACGUAUCACAUCAUAGUGAUUGCCUUGAUUUACCUGCUGCCUUUAAUAGUGAUGUUUGUCACAUAUAGCAUUAUAGGAAUUACUCUUUGGAGUAGUACAGUCCCCGGAGACCACACUAAUGGAGUCUAUAAUCACCAUCAAAAAGAAAGGAAGAAAUUUCUCGUCGCAUUCCUGAUCAUUGUGAUAACUUUUGCUGUCUGUUGGUUACCUUACCACCUCUACUUCAUCCUGGGGAGCUUCAGGGAAGACAUCUAUCAGCAAAAGUAUAUUCGGCAAGUAUAUCUUGCAGUCUUUCUGCUUGCUAUGAGUACUACGAUGUACAAUCCAAUUAUUUACUGCUGCCUUAACCACAGGUUUCGUUCUGGCUUCAGAUUAGCUUUCCAAUGGUGCCCAUGUAUAAAAGCAACGGAGGGAGACAAACAAACUUAUUUACCCAUCAACUUCACAGCUGAUCCGCAACCAGCCAGCCAAACAAAGCUAAUUGAAAAACAGACACACACUGAAACAAGAAAAAGAAGCACUAACCUCCAUUCAUUCAACACUUGGAUUUUUAUUUUGAUGCUCUGGAAUAUUGUUCAAAAUAUAGUCUCUAAAAGAUAGUGUUGUAGAUUUUAGAAGCCUGGGAUCGAUUCUUGAUUAUUUUGUACCACGCUCUGCCAGGUGCCAUCAACACUGAAAACAGGAUAAGAGUAGUCAGUAUUUAUCCGUUUCAGUGCUGGGUGGCCUUUUUCAGCCAACCCUUUCCUCUGCCUUCCCAUCAAAAAAUGCAGGUUUGAGUCAAUCAAAACAAUCACAAAUGUAUGUGGCUUUUGUCAAAUUGUUUGAGCUGAAACAAAAAAUGUUGGAAAUGUCUAAGUAGGUUAUUUCAGCAAUAGUGAAAGAGGGGAUUUAAGCAUCAUUCACAAAAUGGAGAUGAUGGCAGGAGCAAUGGUACC
Messenger RNA from Chelonoidis abingdonii (Abingdon island giant tortoise), 1898 nucleotides. It is a transcript of the gene TACR2, whose product is annotated as tachykinin receptor 2. Gene Ontology annotation, biological process: G protein-coupled receptor signaling pathway; positive regulation of flagellated sperm motility. The record is from RefSeq and is a predicted model, not a curated record. Gene Ontology annotation, molecular function: substance K receptor activity. Gene Ontology annotation, cellular component: sperm midpiece; plasma membrane. Lineage: Eukaryota; Metazoa; Chordata; Testudines; Testudinidae.